AUGCAUGAAAGAAGAAUUCCGACGCUAGUUUCGCUCUGUCAACGAGUCGCUGCAGUCCAUGUAGACUGCAUUAGCAGCUUGGGAGACGAACUCCGUUAUGACCUCGUUAAGCCCAUUCUCGAGCGGUGUACCGUCGACCAACUUCUCAGGCUGGAGCAAGCCUCUCCGCAUCUUGAGCGAGAUACACCGGGCAUCUGGAAGCAGUUGUGUUUUAAGUCUUACCCUGCGGCUGCUGAUCGUUACAAUUCGGGUGAACUACCUGAACCCGACUCCUGGCGAGACAAAUACUUUGCUCUCGUGGAGGAGGAGGAACGUCGGAUAGAAGAAAUCGGAAACAAACUACGGCGGCAGCGUCAAGAAGCGGACGAACGAAGGAAGGAGCAAGAAAUUAAAUAUACCACCCAGGUCCCGACGGCCAAACGGAAAUGGGGCGUUGCCGCUCCUCCGAAGACGCUAUUUCAGAAGACUAGGUCGGAGGCCUCACGCUUGCAGAAGAAUAUCUAUCGCAAACCCAUGCUACCAUCUAUGCCAAAUGGCGGGAAAAGCUACCGAGUACUACCGCCGAACAACUCCGCCCUCCUGCCCACUUCCCAAACGAGUGGGAGUUCGAGUCGUGUUACUGUCACCACCGUUGUUCACAAAGUCCCUACCUCCACUGCCAAGCCGAUCAGCAAAUCCAUCGCGUCGGGCUCAAACUCGUCGGCCAUAUCUGGACUCCACAACACCGCUCCUUCAACUUCUACCCUCAAACCGCCACCGAGCAUCUCACCAGAGAAACGUGACGAACCUCCGCGUAAGAAACAGCGACCAAACCCCACCGAGGCCUCUGGACCAUCUCCCCGCAAGCAACGCGACCCUGGCGCCUCAUUAUUCAUGCCUAAACACCGUGCUUAUUCGCAACGUGUCAGUUGA
Messenger RNA from Mycena indigotica, 912 nucleotides. RefSeq lists its product as uncharacterized. Gene Ontology annotation, biological process: transcription elongation by RNA polymerase II. Gene Ontology annotation, cellular component: elongin complex; nucleus. The record is from RefSeq and is a predicted model, not a curated record. NCBI's taxonomy places the organism in Eukaryota, Fungi, Basidiomycota, Agaricomycetes, Agaricales, Mycenaceae. The coding region runs from base 1 to 912 and encodes 303 amino acids. The transcript has 6 exons.